Molecule: messenger RNA, 2793 nt
Organism: Syzygium oleosum
Lineage: Eukaryota; Viridiplantae; Streptophyta; Magnoliopsida; Myrtales; Myrtaceae
Product: pentatricopeptide repeat-containing protein At1g02060, chloroplastic
Exons: 4
Coding region: 1-2436 (811 amino acids)
Molecular function (GO): protein binding
Source: RefSeq, a predicted model, not a curated record
AUGGUGGAGCGGCAGAAACCUCCGUCGGAGCCCCCUCGUCCGUCCGCCACCCUCCAGCCUUCCUCAACUACUGCCGAUCCUCCGCCGCCGCCGCCGCCGCCGCCGCCGCCGGCUUUCGAUCCGAGCCGAAAAUCAAGGAUCAAGUUCAUCAUGAUGGCCUAUUUUCCAGUUUCACGUCAAGGACUAGCAGUUUUUGAGAAGCCAUCUUCCGAUCGUAUUCCUGGCUUUGUGUCGUUAUCGUAUCUCAGGUACUACUGCUCGGUACAAUCGGAAGAAAAGAAUGUUGAGCUGCCAGACAAAUCGUCGAAGAGAGUUAAAACUAGAAAAGCUCAUGCAAUGUCACAACUCAUCAAUAGAAGCAAGUGGUCGGACAAACUUGAAUCUUCUCUAUCACCUCUUGCUGCUUCUCUAUCCAAAACCAACGUUCUUAGAACUCUUCAGCUCAUCAAGAGUCCAGCAAGAGCACUCCUGUUCUUUAAAUGGAUACAAGGCAAAAUGGGUUUUGUCCAUGAUCAUCAGUCAUACUUUUUUAUGCUGGAAAUGUUAGGCCGUUGUAGAAAUCUCAAUGCAGCGCGUAAUUUCUUGUUUUCGAUUGAGAGAAUGUCUAAUGGAGCAGUUAAGCUCGAAGACAGAUACUUCAACAGCUUAAUUAGAAGCUAUGGUAAAGCUGGAUUGUUUCAGGAAUCUCUUAAGCUUUUCGAGAUGAUGAAAGAGAUUGGGAUAUCACCAUCAGUGGUUACGUUUAACAAUCUCUUCUCUGUUUUGCUUAAAAGGGGUCGAACCAAUAUGGUAAAGCAUGUUUAUGACGAAAUGCUUAAUACUUAUGGUGUUACACCUGAUACAUACACAUACAAUAUUUUGAUUAGGGGAUUCUGUAUGAACUCUAUGGUUGAUGAGGGGUUUCAUUUUUUCAAGGAGAUGUCGCAAUUUAACUGUGAACCAGAUGUGAUUACCUAUAAUACCUUGGUUGAUGGGUUGUGUAGGGCUGGGAAAGUCAAUAUUGCAAAAAAUGUGGUAAAGGGUAUGAGAACAAAGAGUGUGGACUUGAAACCUAAUGUUGUUACCUACACGACUUUGAUUAGAGGAUAUUGUAUGAAAGGGGAAAUGGAUGAUGCAUUAGCUAUAAUAGAAGAGAUGGUUAAUGGAGGUCUGAAACCAAAUAAGAUUACUUACAACACGCUUAUUAAAGGGCUUUGUGAAGCACAGAAGCUUGAUAAGAUUAAAGAGAUAUUGGAGGGGACAGUGGGGAAGGGGGACAGGGUAUUUAUCCCCGAUACAUGUACAUUCAACACAUUGAUGCACUCACAUUGCAACUCAGGAAAUCUGAAUGAAGCACUAAAUGUCUUUGAAAAGAUGUCAGAACUACAGGUUUCACCAGAUUCAGCUUCUUACAGUGUCUUGAUCCGCUCUUUGUGUCAAAAAGGUGAAUUUGAGAGGGCAGAGGUACUCUUCAAUGAGUUGUCAGAAAAGCAGAUUUUGGUAAGUGAUGCUGGGUGUGUCCCUCUAGUUGCAGCAUAUCAUCCAAUGUUUGUAUAUCUAUGUAAAAGCGGUAAAACUAACAAAGCUGAGGAAGUGUUCAGGCAGUUAAUGAAAAGAGGUAUGCAAGACCCUCCUUCUUACAAGACUUUAAUCAUGGGGCACUGUAGAGAAGGUACUUUUGAAGCUGGAUAUGAUCUAUUAGUGUUGAUGUUAAGGAGAGAUUUUGUUCCAGAUCAUGAGACCUACUUGUCCUUGAUAGAUGGUCUUUUAAGCAAGGAUAAUCCUCUUCUUGCCCACAAGAUUCUAGAGAAGAUGCUCAGAAGUUCGCAUCAUCCCAGGUCAUCUACUUUCCACGCGAUACUUACGGUACUUCUAAAAAAAGAGUGUGCUCAUGAGUCAGCCAGCUUGGUAAAAGUGAUGUUGGAGAAGCAUGUUAGACAAAAUAUCAAUCUAUCAACGCAAACUGUGAGGCUACUUUUUAGUCGUGGACUAGGACGUAAAGCAUUUGAAUUAGUCAAUCUGCUCUACCAGAAUGGUUAUGUGAUUGCAAUAGAAGAAUUAACCAGCUUCCUUUGCCAGAAAGGAAAAGUUGUAGAAGCAGGUGAAUUGUUGCUGUAUGGGCUGAGGAAAGAUUCAAGAAUAGAUAUUAACAUGUGCAGCAUAGUUAUGAAAGGCCUCUGUGAAAAGAGGCAAUUGUCUCAGGCAUUUACUUUAUUUUAUGAAUUGGUGGAGAGAGAAAGCUUCCAAAAUCUGGAUUGCUGUGGAGAACUGAGAACUGCUCUUGUGGCUGAUGGAAGACAUGCUGAAGCUAACUUUGUUGCCAAGAGGAUGCCAUCAAACUUGUGUGAUAGGCAUCAUCAAAAGAAAAGUCUUGAUAAAGGAGUUAGCGGCAGCCUACCAUGCAGAAUGCCUAUCAUAUUGUCAAGAACUCUUGGAUCUCCAGAGGAAAUGGGAUGAGCCAUACAUUGAUCUAAAACCUCCGGAGGAUGCAAGGAAAGAACCUACACGGCCCUCAAAACGGGUGAGGAAAUCUCGUUAGGUGUAGAGAUCGCCAUAUGAUUCGACGCCAAACACCAAUGUGUAGUUUCACGGGUAACAGAAUAGAGUUUACCGGAUGCCAUCUUUCCAUUUUGAUAGGGUAGUAUCACAUAACUAUGAAGUUUGACAGUUUGUAGUAUUACAAACGACAUAUCUAUGUCCGAAGUAGUCCUGUUUCAGCACAAGGAGAUUCCAUUAAGUGGUACCCAAAGCCUCUCUGUAUUUGCAGUUUGAUCCCUGCCCUUCUGAAAUUGAGAUUUUUCUUCCGUCCUUUAA